Daldinia caldariorum is the source of this 3087-nucleotide messenger RNA. Its product is annotated as NAD(P)-binding protein. Lineage: Eukaryota; Fungi; Ascomycota; Sordariomycetes; Xylariales; Hypoxylaceae. Gene Ontology annotation, molecular function: oxidoreductase activity. The transcript has 5 exons. The record is from RefSeq and is a predicted model, not a curated record. Bases 278 to 2998 code for a protein of 906 amino acids.
CGGAGUUCAAAUGCGGCACAUUGGCCCAGCUCUUUGUUAUUUGGAAACUUCGACCUAUCAACAGCCUUUCCAUUUUCCAACAUUAACUUUCCUUCCUCCCUUGGGAAAUGCCAAUCGUGUAAUUAGAACCCAUCCUCGACCUAACUUAACUGUUAAGUUGUACGGUUUAUUUAUUUUAUCAUUGAAGUUCUUUCUCCCUUUAAUUCUCCCUUAAUUCUCCUUUAACACGUACGUACGUACGUACCUACCUACAUCAGAAAGCUUCAAUCCCGACACGAUGGCGGGCGAAUUGCGCUUCGACGACCAAGUUGUUGUCGUCACCGGCGCUGGUGGUGGCUUGGGUAAAGCAUAUGCUACCUUCUUCGCUUCGAGAGGCGCCAAGGUCGUUGUCAACGAUCUCGGAGGCUCCUCUAAGGGGGAUGGCAACUCCACAAAGGCUGCCGAUGUAGUUGUAGACGAAAUCAAAGCUGCUGGCGGCCAGGCCGUGGCCAACUAUGACAGCGUUGAAAAUGGCGAUAAGAUCAUCGACACCGCUAUCAAGGCAUUCGGCCGAAUCGACAUACUACUCAACAACGCUGGUAUCCUACGAGAUGUCAGCUUCAAGAACAUGACGGACCAGGACUGGGACCUGGUUAUGAAGGUACACAUCAGGGGUUCUUACAAGUGUGCUCGUGCCGCCUGGCCGCAUUUCCGCAAGCAGAAGUACGGUCGCGUCAUCAACACGGCCUCUGCUGCCGGCUUGUUCGGCAGCUUCGGCCAGGCCAAUUACUCGGCUGCUAAGAUGGCUAUGGUCGGCUUCACCGAGACCCUCGCCAAGGAGGGUGCCAAGUACAACAUCAUCUCAAACGUCAUCGCUCCCAUAGCUGCGAGCCGCAUGACCCAAACUGUUAUGCCUCCGGAGGUCUUGGAGAACCUAAAGCCCGAUUGGGUUGUCCCUCUUGUCGCCGUCUUGGUUCACAAGAGCAACACCAAGGAGAAUGGUGGCAUUUACGAAGUUGGUGGUGGACACAUGGCAAAACUGAGGUGGGAGAGGUCGAGCGGUCUUCUCCUGAAGGCAGAUGACAGCUAUACACCAGGCGCCAUUCUUAAGAAUUGGGACAAGGUUAUCGACUUCUCAAACCCCCAGUACCCCAGCGGUCCCAACGACUUCGUAGGACUCCUUGAAGAGUCGAUGAAGCGAGGUCCCAACGAGCAAGGUGAGAAAUUGGACUUCACCGGUCGUGUCGCCUUGAUUACGGGUGGCGGUGCCGGUAUUGGACGCGCUUACUCGCUUGGCUUCGCCAAGCACGGUGCAUCAGUCGUCGUAAACGACUUGGCGGACCCCGAUACUGUUGUUGAGGAGAUCAAGAAACUGGGCGGCAAGGCGGUCGGUGUUAAGGCAUCCUCUGAGGACGGUGAAAAAGUCGUCCAGGCAGCCAUUGACGCCUUUGGUCGCAUUGAUAUCAUUAUCAACAACGCUGGUAUCCUCCGUGACAGGGCAUUCAGCAAUAUGGAUGACAACCUUUGGGACCCCGUCCUGAACGUCCACCUCCGAAGCACAUACAAGGUCACCAGGGCAGCUUGGCCUCACUUCCUCAAGCAAAAGUAUGGACGUGUUGUAAACACUACGUCAACCAGCGGUAUCUAUGGCAACUUUGGACAAGCUAACUACGCGACAGCGAAAAGCGGUAUCAUUGGUUUCUCGCGCACCAUCGCUCUCGAGGGUGCUAAAUACAACAUUUACUGCAACGUAAUUGCUCCUAAUGCCGGAACCGCCAUGACUCGAACCAUAUUACCGGAGGAACUAGUCCAAGCCUUCAAGCCCGACUAUAUUGCUCCCCUUGUUCUCGCUCUCUCUAGCGACAAGGUGCCCAAGAACCCGUCAGGCUACUUGUACGAAGUAGGCAGCGGUUGGUGUGGCCGGACGAGGUGGCAGAGGUCAGGAGGUGUCGGCUUCCCGAUAGACGUUAAGCUGGUUCCCGAAGAGGUUGCCAAGAACUGGGAAAAGAUCGUCAAUUUCGACGACGGCCGAGCAGACCACCCCGAGAAGGCCCAAGACUCGGUAGCGAAGAUCAUGGCUAACAUGGAAAACAAGCGAGGGGCAUCUAAGGCUCCUACCGAAAGUAAUCAGUAUCUCGAGGCCCAAAAGAAUGCCCUGACUGCCAAGUCCGAACCCACCGAGUUCACGUACACGGAACGCGACAGCCUGCUCUACAACCUGGGCGUGGGCGCCAAGCGGACUGAGCUGGAGUACGUGUACGAGGGUCACGAGAACUUCCAGCUGCUGCCGACGUACGGGGUGAUACCGCAGUUCGACACGGCCAUGCCGUUCAACAUGGACGAGUUGGUGCCCAACUUCUCGCCCAUGAUGCUGCUGCACGGCGAGCAGUACCUCGAGGUGAAGAAGUACCCGAUCCCGACGGCCGCGCGCACCAAGAACUUCGGCCGCCUGAUCGAGGUCGUCGACAAGGGCAACGCCGCCAUCGUCAAGUACGGCGUCACCACGGUCAACGCGGAGAGCGGCGAAGAGCUCUUCUACAACGAGGCCACCAUCUUUUUGAGGGGGAGCGGCGGCUUCGGCGGCCUGAAGAAACCCGCUGAUAGGGGCGCCGCGACGGCGGUGAAUGCCCCGCCCAAGAGGCACCCGGAUAUUAUUGUCGAGAGCAAGACUACGGAGGAGCAGGCUGCUAUCUACCGACUUAGCGGCGACUACAACCCUCUCCACGUCGACCCGGGCUUCGCCAAGAUGGGCGGGUUCAAGGUGCCCAUCCUGCACGGCCUGUGCUCGAUGGGCGUGGCGGCCAAAGCGGUCUACGAGAAGUUCGGGCCCUUCCGCAACGUCAAGGUACGCUUCACCGGCACGGUGGUGCCCGGGCAGACCCUGGUCACGGAGAUGUGGAAGGAAGGGCCCUCUAGGGUCGUCUUCCAGUCCAAGGUCAAGGAGACGGGUCGGGUGGCCAUCUCAGGCGCCGCGGCCGAGCUCUUGGAUGGCGGCAGUAAGAACGGGGGUAGGUUGUGAAUCCGCCUGGGAGAUGGGGCCGGGUGGUUGUGGCUGUGGGAGGGGAGGGGGAUGUGCUGAGGAGAGGAGAGGAGAGGGGAGGGAGGGAA